This is a messenger RNA of Debaryomyces hansenii CBS767, 1404 nucleotides long. NCBI's taxonomy places the organism in Eukaryota, Fungi, Ascomycota, Pichiomycetes, Serinales, Debaryomycetaceae. The record is from the annotation of a RefSeq genome assembly.
AUGACAAUAUUAUUUGUUAUUUUUUCAGGAUUAACAUCUAUAACUUCAAGAUUAGUUAAUUCAAUAUCUAAACAUAUAUUUCUUGUUGCUAGUAUAUUAAUAGCUAUACCAACAUUAUAUGAUUGAGAAGAAAUUGAUGUAUAUUAUACAUCAGAUGGUAUAGCAGAUGUAUUAAUAUUAUUAACUAUAUAUAUAUUACCUUUAUCAAUAAUUUCUAAUUGAAAUAAUAUAAAAAGUACAUUAUAUUUUGAAUUAGUAUUAAACUUAGGUAUAAUAUUAUUAAUUAAUUUUAUGUGUCAAGAUAUGACAUCUUUCUAUAUAUACUUCGAAGCAUCAUUAGCCCCUUUAUUUAUAUUAAUAGGUUUAUAUGGGGCUGCUAAUAGAGAUAAAGCAGCUGAUUAUGUAUUAAUAUAUACAUUAUUCUCAUCUUUAUUUAUGUUAUUAGCAAUAGCUUUAUAUGAAGUAAUAUUAGAUAAUACAGAUUAUCAAGCAACUAGUUUAUUAGUAUUAUCAUUAGAUUUACAAUGUAUAUUAUUCUUAGCUAUAUCUAUAGGUAUUGCAGUUAAAACUCCUUUAGCUCCAUUACAUACUUGAUUACCUGUAGUUCACUCAGAAUCACCUUUAGCUGGUUCUAUAUUAUUAGCUGGUAUAAUUUUAAAAUUAGCUGUAUUUGCUAUAAUUAGAUUAAUUUUACCUACUUUAUCAGAUGCUUCUGUACUAUAUACUCCAUUUGUUUAUGUUAUAUGUGUUAUAACUAUAAUAUAUACAUCUAUUAUUACUUUAAGACAAACUGAUUUAAAAGUUAUUAUUGCUUAUAGUUCUAUCUCACAUAUGGCUGUAUGUAUAUUAGGUAUAUUAUCUAAUACAAUAACUGGUAUUACAGGAAGUUUAGUAUUAUGUAUUGCUCAUGGUUUUGUUUCUCCAGGUUUAUUUAUAAUAGUAGGAGGUAUAUUAUAUGAUAGAUAUCAUAAUAGAUUAAUAUAUUAUUUCCAAGGAUUAAUUUCAUAUAUGCCUUAUUUAUCAGUAUACUUUAUAAUAUUAAGUUUCUGUAAUAUAGGUACUCCUUUAUCUAUUAACUUUAUUGGAGAAAUGUUAUCAUUAACUGGUGCUAUUAAUAGAGCUCCUGUUUUAGGUGCUAUAGCUGCAUUAUCUGUUUUAUUAUCUGCUUGUUAUCAAAUGAAAUUAACUAAUAGAUUAACUGGAGGUAUUAAAACUCCUUAUAUAAGUUUAACUUCAGAUUGUACUUAUAGAGAAACAGUUUUAAUGAUUACUUUAAUUGUUCCUACAAUAUUUUUAGGUUUCUUCCCUUCAUGGGUAAUAGACUUCUUAUGAGAUGCACCUAAUUUAUUAUAUAUAUUCAUAGUAUACCGUACUUUUAUUAAAAUAUCCAUCCCAUGAUUAUAA